Molecule: messenger RNA, 1137 nt
Organism: Cutaneotrichosporon oleaginosum
Lineage: Eukaryota; Fungi; Basidiomycota; Tremellomycetes; Trichosporonales; Trichosporonaceae
Biological process (GO): retrograde transport, endosome to Golgi; protein retention in Golgi apparatus
Cellular component (GO): endosome
Molecular function (GO): phosphatidylinositol binding
Source: RefSeq, a predicted model, not a curated record
AUGUUCCAAAUCACGGUCAGCGACCCCACCAAGAUCGGGGACCCGGUGCGAGGACAUGUCGUGUACACGGUGCGCACGAAGACGACCUCGCCGCACUACCGUCGCGGCGACUUCUCCGUGCUGCGUCGCUUCUCUGACUUCCUCUGGCUGUACGAGCAGCUCACGGCGAACAACCCAGGCGUCAUCGUCCCACCAGUGCCGGACAAGCACGCAUUUGGCCGCUUUCAGGAGCAGUUCAUCGAGACGCGUCGUGCGGCACUACAGCGCUGCCUCACGAAAAUCACAGCGCACCCCAUACUCCAGCUGGACCCAGACCUCCGUCUGUUCCUUGAGAGCGACAGCUUCGCUUCUGACAUCAAGAACCGUCGCGUGGCACCAGAGACGUCCACGUCCUCCGGCGGGCUGCUGAGCUCAUGGACGGGGCCGCGGUACGUCGAGCAGGACGAGUGGUUCGACCAGCGUAAAGCGUAUUUGGACCACCUGGAGGGACACCUGAAGAGCCUCUCGAAGAGCCUGGACAUCGCGAGCAAGGCGCGCCUCGACAUGGCGGCGGCUGUAGGCGAUGUCGCUGAGGCUGCACAGACGCUCGCAGACUCCGAGCUGGGCGCGGCGAUGUGUGCCGCGCUCGGCCGGCUCGCGGACCUGGCGCGGCGCGAGAAGAGCGCGGGCGAGGCACAAGCGACGGCGGAUGUCUCGCAGCUGUUGAACCUGUCGGACGAGUAUGUCCGAUUCAUCGGGAGCGUGCGCCUGGCGUUCGCAAGUCGCGUGCGCGCGUAUCAUGCCUGGCAGGCGGCGUUGAAGGAGGUGACACGCGUGCGACAGGUGCGCGACAAGGCGCGGCUGCAGGGCCGCCCGGCUGGCCCGGGAGGUAUUUCGAUGGCCGAGCAGGUCGAGGCGGAGCGGCGGAUGACAGAGACGAGCAACGACUUCGAGGCGCAGAGCAAGCUCGUCAAGGCCGAGUUUGCGCGCUUCGAGCGCGAGCGCGUCGACGAGUUCCGCCGCACACUGAGCGCGAACCUCGACGGGCAGAUUGCGCGGCAGCGCGACCUCGUCACCGCGUGGGAGGACUACCAUGCCAUGCUGCUCAAGAUGGUGCAGCGCUCGCAGGCACAGCAGCAGCAGCAGCAAGGGGCAUAG